AUGAGUGGCGGGGCGGCCGCCGACCUGGCCAAACGGCGGGCGGAGCAGCCUAGCCUAAGCGGCGGUAUCCGGGCCGCUAUCAACCGGAGACUAUCCAGGCCUGCAGUCUAUGACAGUCCGGAAACAAGCAAAGGCAGUGAACUCCAACUUGCUGAUUGCGAACGAAUCAUUGAUGAUUUGAACGGCCAGGUAGCUGCCUUCCGAGACUUGCUUAUACACGUGGGCAAGAACCAGGACGGUCCAGAAGUCCGUGAUAAGAUCCGGGUGCUUAGAAAAAAGUGUGUCGAAAGGUGUGGAGCGGCUAAUAGAAUCCUAAUGCCACAGAUCAAAUCGGACGUGUCGGACGGCAUUCCAGUGGACAGCCAGCAUCUGGUGAAUCUCGUUUGCUGUACGCAACUCCUGCUCAGAGAGAUUCACAAGUGUAGAUUGCUUGUUCACGCACAUCCAAUGGACAUGACGAGUUACUACGAGAGGAGGCCUCGUUCUUCUGGAGUGGCAGUUCUAGACAAACUCAUACUUUGGCGACCGCCAUUACAUGACUACCACCAGGAAGAACUAAUAUCGAUACAAAGGGACAUGGAUUCUGUAACGACUAUGUUGAAUGAAAUGUUAGAUUUCAUGCCCCAAGAAACAGGAGGAAAAUCCUUAGAAGACAGUUUCCACAAAUGGCGGCGACGAAGAAAAAGAGCUUUGUACAGAAAAUGUGGCUAUUGGAACUGUUUUGGUAGAUCUCCUACUGUUUGCUAA
Uloborus diversus is the source of this 747-nucleotide messenger RNA. RefSeq lists its product as uncharacterized. The coding region runs from base 1 to 747 and encodes 248 amino acids. Gene Ontology annotation, cellular component: neuron projection. The transcript has 6 exons. The record is from RefSeq and is a predicted model, not a curated record. Lineage: Eukaryota; Metazoa; Arthropoda; Arachnida; Araneae; Uloboridae. Gene Ontology annotation, biological process: G protein-coupled receptor signaling pathway.